Patiria miniata (bat star) is the source of this 1608-nucleotide messenger RNA. RefSeq lists its product as uncharacterized. Bases 1 to 1431 code for a protein of 476 amino acids. NCBI's taxonomy places the organism in Eukaryota, Metazoa, Echinodermata, Asteroidea, Valvatida, Asterinidae. The record is from RefSeq and is a predicted model, not a curated record. The transcript is spliced from 8 exons.
AUGUCUAUGCCUGAAGUAAUGGCAGAGGCCAUUUCUAAGUCUAACCAGGCCUUAGCCGAGACUCUGGCCAAUGCAUUUAGCAAUUUGCGUUAUCAGAGAGCGCCCACAGUUAAACUAGCUAAGUUUUGUGGCCCCCCGCGGAAGUCGGGAGACCCGUCUCUUAAAGAAUGGCUUGAUGACCUUGAGACUUAUGCGAAACAGCUCAGUCUCAAUGACGAACAGAAAGUUGCUGCAGCAAUGGACCACCUCACGGGUGCUGCUCGUGAGGAGGCCAUAUGGAUUUCAUAUCUACACCAUGUGGUAAAUGAACAUGAGUGGAUAGUUACGAACGGCCUGACAAGUGGUACUUGCAACCAUGGCGAACUGAGUGGGGAGGAACGAAAGAGACCAUGGUUGGAGAAGGACUCUCCUGAACAUCAAGCACUCCGGAAGCUUGUGUUUGAUGUCUAUCUCAUGAAGAACAUACAUUACUACCGCAACUUCAGACACACCGGAUUUGUCGAGUCCUUCCACAACCACUUACUUAUGUAUUGUGACGUGUCGUGCCAGCUCUCCUGCAUCAGGCUGGUUUGGUUGGUAGCGUGCCGUCCUGAUGGUGUCCUAUCCCUGCAGUGGUGGGCCACAGCACCAGGCUAUCCCCUCUCCUGGUUCCGACAGGAAUCUCUCGGCCUGCUCCCCGGGACCAAAUCGUCUUUCCAACCUUGUAGUAAGGUCGUUGUAGCUCAAUGGUUCGCCCUGGACCCCGUCUCCAAGCACUUGCUGGGCCUGCCCCUUCAGGCUUGCUGCCAGGAAAAAUGCUUUCUCUGCAGAGGUCCACGCGUUGAUCGUUGCGCAAGACUCAAGCUGCUGAAUUCCACUGAAGUUUCUCUCCUGGUGGAUCCCACCGCUGCCACCAAUGUGACGUGUCGUGCCAGCUCUCCUGCGUCAGGCUGGUUUGAAACUCAAUUGACCAAUCAGAAACAAGGAUUCCUUAUAUGCAAAGUGUGGGUGACUCACAGUGUGCUAGUGUAUUUAAAACAUACAGUUGGUGACUUAAUUCCUAUUCCGUCACAGUAUGCACCCAAGCGCCACGCCUAUGGCAUCAUUGGCUACAAGACCCGCAACAUCCUGGCAGCAAUUGAUUGCAACAACCACCGUGACCGCCCUCAACAAGUUGGACCUAAUGGGAAACCCACGUACGAGAGGAAGUACUCCAAGCGGUCAAAGAAGUGGACUGCACAGCCAAAACUUGCACCUAAAGCCUAUGCAUACAUCCCUGACUUGAUGGAAAACAUCUUCAUGAAGAGAAUCACAACCUUUGGACAUCUCUCACAGCACGUCAGUAUGUCGGCAGAUGACCCACGCAGAAUUGCCAAAACAAUCGCAGCUAACCGCGCACCAUCCAUAGAGAAGUUGGUCGAAGAGCGCAUGGAGCGUAUGCAGAAAAACUAGAGGGAAAUUACAGUAUUUGGUUGUUUCCAUUCAUAACCAUUCCUUACAGUCCUCUCUCUCUCUCUUGAACACAAAAACAUGCAUGUUUCAAAUGUGAAGGAUCUGAAAUUAAUGGGCCGCAGAAGUACGCAGAAGAUCAACAGUUUCAUGUACCUUAAAAUUUGUUAACAGUAUUGU